Messenger RNA from Pomacea canaliculata, 1816 nucleotides. RefSeq names its product cytosolic Fe-S cluster assembly factor NUBP1 homolog. The record is from RefSeq and is a predicted model, not a curated record. NCBI's taxonomy places the organism in Eukaryota, Metazoa, Mollusca, Gastropoda, Architaenioglossa, Ampullariidae. The transcript is spliced from 11 exons. Gene Ontology annotation, cellular component: cytosol. Gene Ontology annotation, molecular function: ATP-dependent FeS chaperone activity; 4 iron, 4 sulfur cluster binding; ATP binding. Bases 44 to 1030 code for a protein of 328 amino acids. Gene Ontology annotation, biological process: iron-sulfur cluster assembly.
UUUGCAUCGGCGAUUGCAAAUAAACUCUUUCAGCUGCUUCAAAAUGGCUGACAUCCCUGCAAAUGCGAGUGAACAUUGCCCUGGCACAGGUAGUGAAUCAGCAGGAAAGGUGGCAGCAUGUCAAGGUUGCCCCAACCAGUCUUUGUGCGCUUCUUUGCCAAAGGAGCCAGACCAAGCGAUACAGGAAAUCCAGCAAAAGCUAUCCUGUGUAAGACACAAGAUUGUUGUCCUGUCUGGAAAAGGUGGCGUUGGCAAAAGUACUUUCACUGCACAUCUUGCACAUGGUCUGGCUGCAGAUGACAACAUACAGGUUGGUGUGCUUGACAUUGAUAUUUGUGGUCCCUCUAUUCCAACCAUCAUGGGUGUACAGAAUGAACAGGUUCAUCAUAGUGCUUCUGGAUGGUCCCCAGUUUAUAUUUCUAACAACUUAGCUGUGAUGUCUGUGGGAUUUCUCUUGAAAGGCCCUGAAGAUGCUGUUAUUUGGAGAGGACCGCGAAAAAAUGGUCUGAUCAAGCAGUUUUUGCGUGAUGUGGACUGGGGUCAGCUGGAUUACUUGCUCAUAGACACUCCACCAGGUACCUCUGAUGAACAUCUAUCCAUAGUGCAGUACCUCAGCCAAACACAACUAGAUGGUGCCAUUGUCCUCACAACACCUCAGGAAGUGUCAUUGAUUGAUGUUCGUAAAGAAAUCAACUUCUGUCAGCGUGUUGGGUUACCAGUAAUUGGUGUGGUGGAAAACAUGAGUAUCUUUAUAUGUCCAAAGUGCAAGAAAGAUUCCUAUAUUUUUCCACCAUCAACUGGAGGAGGGGAAAAGAUGGCAGCAGAUUUCAGGGUACCCUUUCUAGGCAGGCUGCCACUGGACUCACGAAUAGGCAAGUGCUGUGAUGAAGGAAAGUCAUUUCUGGAAGAAGUGACAGAUUCACCAGCAACACAGGCUUUUGUACAAAUUAUUCACAAAAUCCAAGCUCAUUGUUCCCAAGAACAAUCCAGUAGAGAGACUGAGACGGGGGAAGCUAUGGAUGAAGGCUAGAAAAAGUGGAGAAACUAUCAGAGAACCGUGACUGUUUUCAGAUACCAGUGAAUGGAUGUUAAUAACAAAUCCAUCGUUUUAAACAAUUAUAUUGAAACAUGAUUUCAAGAAUGAGUGGAAGGUUUAUCAUGAUCAUCAUUAAGAUAGGGAUAAAGGAUAAGAUUAUAUCAUGUAGUCUUGGUCAAAGUGCUUUUGUAAACUACGAAACCCAUGAUUUUAGGGACACUGUUUUGGGGAUCUAAGAAGAUAAACUUUCCAAAUAGAGAAAAUUCUGGCCCUUGAACAGUUGAAGGUUUUUUUAUGCUUAAUGUGUUCUGUUUAUUUGCAAACCCUUUUGGAGAAUUGAUUGUAUUUGCUUUUAAUGUAUAAUCAAUGAAAUUAUAGAAUUAAAAUAACUUUGCUUAUUAUUAUUAUUAAUUAAACAUUUCAGAGGUAUACUUCUAAUAGAUAAAUCUAUCAUCGUUGUUCAGAACUUGGUGUUGGGUUUGUUUGGUUUUUUUCUGGGGGGGGUUCAGAUGAGAAUUGAGUAUAUAAUGGUAACAUUACAGUAAAAGCAGUUAAAUACUACAUUUAUGUUAUAAGAAAAACUCAGAAAUACUGUCAUUUCAAAAAACAGCCAUAACGAAAGGUCAACCUGCCUCUCUAUGUUAGCUGUCAUAUUUUCUCUUACCCAUUUUGGUCCAGCUCGCAUUAGCCUAGCAUCUCUCAAGCUAUGUCUCAUAUACUUAAAAAUAAAUAAUAAAGACAAAGGCUUUAAAAAAAUAAACAAUGAGAAAAACAUGUUUA